GGGGUAUUUAGGACUGCUCCAACCCAUCAGUACCUGCAGCUCUCUCCUCCAGCGUGGAUCUUGUCAGCUGUCUGUCCCAGCCCAAGCAAUGGGAGCACCACUGCUCCUCUUAGCCCUGACCCUAUUCCCAGUUGCAGCUGCAGAAAGCCUGGAACCUCACUACAUGGUGGUGUUCCCUGCUAUCAUUCAGCAGUCCCACGAGGAGAAGCUCUACAUUCACCUCAGCUCCCUAGCUGAGGCCGUCCACCUGGCCAUCACCUUGCAGACAGAAACCCAGAAUCACACCCUGGUGGAGCAGGAUGUGGAGAAGCCAGGCACUUUUCAGAGCAUCACCUUCCAGGUGCCAGACCUCAUGUUAAUUCCCAUGAAAAGAGAUUAUUCCAGGACACAGUCAGAGGAGGUGGCUUUUCUGCAUGUCCUUAUCCACAGUGGAGACAAUGUGCUCCUUGAGGGUCACAAGAAAGUUCUGGUCAAGCCCCAGAAGAAUAUAAUUCUGAUAGAGACAGACAAGGGCUUAUACAAACCUGGAGAAACAGUGAAAUUUCGAAUUGUGAACCUUGAUGAGAACCUUAAGGUCCUCAAAAAUGAGUAUUCCCAGAUAUGGCUACAGGAUCCUGAAUACAACCGUGUUGCUGAGUGGCUGAAUGUAAGGUCAAAUCAUGGCAUUGUGGAUCUGUCUUUCCCCCUGGCAUCUGAAGCAUCCCUUGGGAAAUAUACCAUCUCAGUGCAGCAGGGCAUGGCUCAAAAAACCUUCCGUGUUGAGGAAUAUGUGCUGAAAAAAUUUGAGAUGAAAAUUGAGCACCCUCCACAUAUCACUACAGCUGAUGAGGAAUUUCAGCUGGUUGUCUGUGGCAAGUAUACUUAUGGGAAGCCUGUUCAAGGGAAAGUAAACAUUACUGUUGUGACACCGUCCCAGGCCAUGGGAGACGGUAUUACAAGUUCAGCGAUUCAGAAGCAAAACAGCUGGACAAAUAAGGAUGGCUGCACUACUUUCACAAUGAAGACAGAAGCUCUGGAAAUAAAUGAAGCUGACAUACACAUAAUUGCAGUAGGAGAAAUGGUGGAAAACGGAACAGGAGCCCAUUCUAUGGAAACUGCUUUAAUUCCUGUUGCAACGACAAUGAAAUCUGUAGAGUUUAUCAACCUCCAUCCAUUCUACAAACGUGGGAUACCAUACACAGGGAAGAUGUUCUGCCACAGUGCAAAGUCUCCCCUCAGAAAUGUAACAAUCCAUCUAAUAGUUGACGUCAAUGAUGAGGAGACACAGCUGUCACUCCUCACAGAUGAGAACGGGGAAGCUCACUUCACACUGGAUACCACCAGCUGGAACAGCACGAUGGUUUCUCUGAGGGGUACCUACAACCCUCCAAGUGAUGACAGACCGUCUUUUGAGAUUGAAGGAGAGGACAGCUUCCACUGGCUGAAACCUUUCUACUCUGAGAGCAACAGCUUUCUUGAGAUCAAGGCCAAGGACGAUGUGAUGUCCUGUGAUCAAGAGCAGGAAGUGCAGGUGGAUUAUAUCCUUUCCCAGAAUAAAUUCAGCUCUGAAGAAGACCACAUUGAUUUCUACUACUUGGUGAUAGCAAAAGGCAAGAUCCUUUUCAGCAGAGCAAAGAAGGUGCCAAUUACCCAGCACAAGAAUCUGCAGGGCUCCUUCUCAUUGACUCUGCCUGUUGGCAAUGAGUUCCUGCCUGACAUCAAGCUUCUGGUGUAUGCCGUCUUCUCAGAUGGAGAGGUGGUGGCUGAUGUGGAGCAGUUUGAAGUAGAAAAGUGCUUCAGACAUAAGGUGGCACUGGAAUUCUCACACAAGGAGGAGGUCCCAGGAUCAAAAGUCAGACUGAACCUCAAGGCUGCCCCAGGGUCCUUGUGCUCUGUGCAAGCUGUUGACAAGAGUGUCCUCCUGAGGAAGAACCAAACCCUAACAGCAGACAGCCUGUAUGAGGAAAUCUUUGAGGACAGCUUCACAGUCGGAGGCCGAGGCUUGCCUUACCGCUUGGAAGACUUUGAGGCAUACCCUUGCCUGCCCCAGCAGCCCAGGCCCCACAAAAAGGCUUGGAUGGGUGCACCAUGGUACCAAAGUGAGGCUGAUGUCUAUAGCCUGUUUAAGAAACUGCGCAUGAAAAUAUUUACCAACACUAGAAUCAAGAAACCUGUUUCCUGUGUGCUUCCAGACUUUAAAAAAAAGAUAUAUCUAAAAAACCAGUCUAUUCAUGGCAGCCGAGGUACCCUUGCUGAUUCUAAACCUCGCUCCAAUGACAAGGAGAAGCCAAAACCACGGACGCUUUUCCCAGAGACCUGGAUUUGGGAUUUGGUCUCUGUUGGGGGCGAUGGACAAGCAUCUCUCCACGUUGCUGUACCUGACACCAUCACAGAAUGGAAUGCCAACACCUUCUGUGUUGCUGAUGCUGGCUUUGGUUUCUCACCUCUGACCUCUCUUAGAGUCUUCCAGCCAUUCUUUGUGGAUGUAUCACUGCCAUACUCUGUGAUCCAAGGAGAGACUUUCACUCUAAAAGCCACUGUCUUCAACUACCUCAAGGACUGUAUCCAGGUCCACACCACCCUCAUGGAGACCCCAGAACUGAAGGUGGAUGCCUGUCCAAGCUGCCAGUUCACCAGCUGCCUCUGUGCCAACAAAGCAGAAACCUUUGUGUGGAAAGUGACGGCAACCAAGCUGGGCAGAGUGAAUGUCACCGUGAGCAGCGUGGCAGAGGAGUCACACAGCCUCUGUGGUAACAGGACUGCUGUGACACCUUCACAAGGAGGGGGAGACACAGUGAUAAAAUCUCUGCUUGUGAAGCCAGGCGGUGUCCUACAAGAGAAGACCCAAAAUGCCUUUCUCUGUCCUGCAGAUAACACCAUCUCUGAAGAGUUCUCCCUGACUCUGCCUGCAGAAGUGCUGGAGGGAUCUGCCCGAGUCACGUUCUCUGUGAUUGGUGACAUCAUGGGUCCAGCACUUCAAAAUUUAGAUAGGCUGCUAAGCAUGCCCUUUGGCUGUGGUGAACAGAACAUGGUCCUGUUUGCACCAAACAUCUUCAUACUCCAGUACCUGAACAAGACUAAACAACUGAACCCAGAAAUUAAGGAUAAAGCAUUGACAUUUCUGACAACAGGUUACCAGCGUCAGCUGCUCUACAAACACGACGAUGGCUCCUACAGUGCCUUUGGGAAAGGGGAUGAGCAGGGCAACACGUGGCUGACAGCUUUUGUAGCCAGGUCCUUUGGACAGGCCAGCUCUCACAUUUACAUUGACAAGGAGCACGUGCACAGCGCUCUGCGCUGGCUGCAGAAGCAGCAGCUGCCCAGUGGCUGCUUCCAGAGUGUGGGGAAGCUCUUCAACAAUGACCUGAAGGGUGGUGUGGAUGAUACGAUCUCAUUAACAGCCUAUAUUGCUGCUGCACUGGUGGAACUCGAUCUGGAGAGGAAUGACACCAUGUUGGAUAAUGCCUUACACUGCCUCAAGAAGGUAACACUUGCUGAGACAAGCCUUUAUGUCAAGGCUUUGAUGGCUUAUGUCUUCACACUGAGUAAGGACAUGGAGAUGAGAAAGCAGCUCCUGGAUAUGAUAGAGAAGGCAACUGCACAGCUACUGACACCACAAUCUGAUGAUGAAAAGUCCUCUUCCACGAUUGAGACAGUAGCCUACAUCAUCCUGGCUCAUGUCUCCAAACCAGACUUGUCACACAGUGAAGCCUCCGUGAGCAAGCUUGUGCACUGGCUCAGUGGACAAAGAAAUGCCUUUGGAGGAUUUGCUUCCACACAGGACACGGUUGUCAGCCUGCAGGCCCUCGCUCAGUAGGUGCACAGGAACAACAAGCUGGUCCUGCAUCAGGCAUCUCUCCUUGCAGACACAGGGACCUACACAGUGCAAGCGACAGGCAGUGGCUGUGUUUACGUCCAGACUACUUUGUACUAUAACAUCCCACCACCAAAAACAGAAGAGGUCUUUGUCCUGGAUGUGGAAACAGUACCAAGAGAAUGUGAUGGUGUCAGGAAACAGUUUGACAUCCAUAUGUCUGUCAGAUAUGUAGGGGACCGUGGGACAAGUAACAUGGCCCUGGUGGAGGUGGAGAUGCUGUCAGGGUUCAUUCCUCUUCAGAGCUCUGUGAAAGAGCUGGAGAAGGUACCCCUCGUGAAAAAGACAGAAGUAAAACCAGACAAAAUCACAAUCUACUUGGAGGAGCUGGGUGAGAGUUCUCUGAAGCUUAACAUCUCAGUGGAACAAGAUGUUGAAGUGCAAAAUCUGAAAGCUGCAACAGUGCACAUCUAUGACUACUAUAAGCCAGAUGACCGCACGGCAAGAGAAUAUGCUUUCCCUUGCAGUUCAGAUGCCUCAAGGCAGGUUUCCUCCUAGUAUGCUCUGACUCUGCAACCUGAGUUUUCUGCCUUUAUAAGGAAAACAUUGCUUCAGCUCUCCUCUUCACUGCUGUGUUGGCAGCACCCUAUUUCAUUUGCCCUAUGUUUCUAUGUGAAAACUGGCUUAAUACACAUUAGUUUGGGAGAAAACAAAAUAAAGCAUGUGGAACCUGUAAAGAAGGCAGUGACUUGACAGCUGAUGAAGAUUUCAGCGCAUGAAAAAGAGGGAAACACUGUGCAUGUUAUGGAUACAUACUUUGCAUUUGGUCACCAUAAUGGUUUAAAUCUCUCUCCUCUCCAAGUCCCAUUUCUGAGCUCCUUUUUAAUUAUUAACUCAAUUAACACAAUAGUUGAUCUGCAACCAAACUCCAUGUGAAAAAAACCCCUCAUUUUUAACCAUGAUCUGGUUUACUAUCUGACCCUGUGAGUAAUUUUUCUGUCACAAUUGCAGGAGCAGGCAAGGGAGUGCUGAGGAAGAAAUACUUUACCAGUUCAUUCAGACAGAAAAGGCCUGUACAGCAAAGUCUUAUGAAGGGAGGGCAUGAAACCAAAAUAACACUCACUCCAAAUUCACUACAUGUUUAGACUCUGACAACACCUAGUCCCAUCCUGUCAAGACAUUAACCCAAAUGACUAAUCCUUACCUGUGGCACUACCUAAAAAAGACAACAAACUGAGGAAUUUCAGGAUGCAGCACAUGCAACAAGACAACAGAGUGUAUGCAGAUGGCUCAGCGGGAUAUGCAGUGCCAUCAGGAAGAUAGCACUCAUGAAAAGGGGGAUACUAGAUAAGAAAAAAUGGGAACUAGUUUUACAGGGCUGAUUGCCAAAAGAGAAAUUACCAGGACAGUCAUGCCAAAAAUUUGAAGUAACAAGGCCAGGGGCAAUGGAAAAGAAGUGAACAAGAUAAGCUGGGGAUUUGGGAAGCGAUGACAAAAAAGGGGAAAAAGGAACAUGAAUGAAGGAGGUGAUGUGACAAGGAUUGUUUGGGUUAUCCCUGUGUAGUAGCCAUUUGCCUGAUCAAUACAGUUUGCAAAAGGAGAGCAAAUACGUUUUUUUCUAUGACCAUUCAGAACAAUUGGUCCAUAAAGUGGGCAGAACCAGCCCUUCCACAAGGGGACAAAAAGAAAAGUCUCACUGCAGUGCUUAACAAGCAUUUAGGGGAGGAAGAAAAACUGAGGAACCAAGGGAUACAUUCUGUGGACAGCUGAUACAAAAAGUGGACAGGGUUGAGUUCAGGGAAGCAAAAAUAGGAAAGGACUCAUCAGGCCUUGCAAGGAUUGUUCCCCAGCACUGUCCCUUCCCGAGACAUUGUAGGAAUCAACAGAGACUGUUCAAUGAUGCUCUGCAAAGGGAGCAAAGCGAGACCUGUUGCCUGUCUUGGUUGCCUUCCUGGCAAGUCUCUUCCUCUAGAUAUUUGGUCUGGACUGGAAGAGCUUUGGGGUCAAAGCCCUCUGAUCUGUUGAACUUCAGAGAGGGAGGUUGUAAAUAAAACCUGAAGCCUGUAACCCAGCGAGCUCAUUGUGCCUGUAAGCCAGGCUCUCCCAUCUCUAAAUGGACAUGUGCCAAACUGCUUUACAGUUCAUUGGAUCAGAUUGCCAUGAAAUUAGAUCUUGACAAAAGCAGACCCACCAACAUUCUUCUGCUUCUGAUGAUAGGAUGUCUUGGUACCUUGUACCUGCCUGGGGUAGAUAAGUAAGAAAAACAAGUGUGUGAAAUAUGCAUACAAACAGAUAUUUCCAGGCUGUGGUUUCAAAUCAGAUAGAUGUUAUUCAGCUGCAGAGGAGGGGCUGAGGAAGCUGGCAAAGCAGAGAACUGAAAAAAAGCUGAUGUGCAGCAAGCUCUCAUAAGAUAGGAAUGUACAGUAGAAGUCAGUGAGGUGUUAGCCUCUUGAAUUAAAUAUUAGGGAAUGCAAUAAGUGGCUAGUUGUGCUGAAUGGGCAAUUUGAUGCUUGCUGAAUUCUGUGGCUGUUGAAAAGUGCUCCCUGUCCUUGGUGACAUCCAUAGGAAAUACCUUCCAGAGCGAGAAAGGAACCUUUGUAAAGUGUAAGCAAAGGAAGAGCUGGUGGCCAGGAGACCUCUUCCACCACCUCACUACAAGCAGCUGUGUGGGCCUUGAUUGCCCAAAUGGUCUGGAGGCAACUGGGAAAUUUUCUGCAGAGUUUUGCUGCUUUAAUCUGUAAAAAAAGAAGGUCCAGAAGAGCAUAGUACAGGCAGCAUCUUACAGGCAAUCUGGCCACCAGCAUCUCAGACAGCAAGGGAUUUUUCUGCAAAGAGAAGCUCUUAAAAGGAGUGGGAAGUAGGUCUCUUAAAAAGAGGACAACUGUAAGCCCACAGGGUGGCCCCAAAUGGAUUCUGACCGUGUUAGGCCACUAUUACAAAAAAUAAAUAUAUUAAAAAUUAUA
This is a messenger RNA of Cyanistes caeruleus (blue tit), 6756 nucleotides long. RefSeq names its product alpha-2-macroglobulin-like protein 1. NCBI's taxonomy places the organism in Eukaryota, Metazoa, Chordata, Aves, Passeriformes, Paridae. Gene Ontology annotation, cellular component: extracellular region. Gene Ontology annotation, molecular function: endopeptidase inhibitor activity. The record is from RefSeq and is a predicted model, not a curated record.